UAUACAUGCGUCUGUGAAGUUAGGCCGUUGUUAUAUUCAUCGCUGUUGUUGAUGCUCGAAAAAAAAAGUCAUCGCUACCAAUUUGCCGUUGUUAAAAUCCACGAUUAAACUGACAUCCUUUCGCAUAAAACAUAAUUGAAAGGAUGGAAGUGAUUGAUUCUAUAGUCACGGACAGUAUUGAGGUGGAGGAGUCAUCUUCCACGGUUUCGGCGCUGGAUUCUGAAAGAGCGAAAGCAGAGUUUGUAUGGACUUUGCAAGCCACGUGGCAUCUGGUUCGCGUUCGGCUGGACAUGGACCAAGAGUUUGACCAGCCGGUAUGCAAAAAGAAGCAGCUGUGGGAGGCCGUGGCCCGGAGAGUGACGGCCAAGCUCCGCGCAGAGGGCUACCACGAGGUCUCGGUCAAAGCCUUUGAGUGCGACCUUAAGUGGAGGAACAUGCUGGCCACCUACAGGAAGAACGCGGAGCGCGCCACGCGACUGGGUGUGCAGAGCGUGCACUGGGAGUUCUUCAAAGCCAUGCACGAGGUGCUCGGCCGCAGCUGCGAGGAGCUCGAGGCUCGGCGCAAGGCCAAGGUGAGCAGCACCAAAGUGGGCAAGGCCGUGGCAAGCAAGCGUUACACGCCGAUAUUGCCCACGCCGACGGCCAGACCCCCACAGGACGUGCUGCAGCUGUACCUGGAGCUUCAGGAGAGGAAGCUGAACAUGUGGGCGCAGCAGAAGGCGCUGGAGGAGAGGAAGAUCGAGGCCAUCAAUAACCUGGCCAGUGCCAUCAGCAGUCUGGCUCAGGGCAGCACUGGGCAGGCUGCAGACCACCCUUAGAGCCCUAGCCCAACCCAUCAGACUAGACGUUGUUUGCCUGUUUGUUUUCUAGAGCAGGUGUUUCCAUCUCUGGGUCUUGCGAGGUCCAGUAUGUGCGUGUGAGUUGUGGGAGGAAACACUAACUUCUGCAUUGAUGAGACUUGAGGCUGAAACUGGAUAACUCUGCCUUAGACAAAACGCUCGUGUCUUGUAUUCGGAUAGGUCACGGAAAUAAGUAGCGGAAUUUUCUGUGCCUUCACUCCAUUUUGCUGCAAUAUACCGCUAUGUAUGAUAAUUAUUUAAUGUUAACAUUUGUUAAUAUAACAACUGGUCAUGUUGGAAUCCAGUUUGUUACUAGUUAAACUGGAUAUCAGCUGGUGUUUAUUUUGUUUGGUUUGAGUGAUUUAACUAGUUAUAAGAAGCUGUAAAUGGCUAGUUUUUAUAUUAAAAAAUAUAUAUAC
Molecule: messenger RNA, 1258 nt
Organism: Electrophorus electricus (electric eel)
Lineage: Eukaryota; Metazoa; Chordata; Actinopteri; Gymnotiformes; Gymnotidae
Source: RefSeq, a predicted model, not a curated record